Molecule: messenger RNA, 486 nt
Organism: Uncinocarpus reesii 1704
Lineage: Eukaryota; Fungi; Ascomycota; Eurotiomycetes; Onygenales; Onygenaceae
Exons: 3
Coding region: 1-486 (161 amino acids)
Source: RefSeq, a predicted model, not a curated record
AUGUCCAAAUCCCCCGAUGUCGAUAUAAAUAUCACGGGACAAGACGAGAGCCCCUCCCCGUCUAGGGAAAGAGUGGUGGGGCCGUGGAAAUCCAUCAACCUUUGGGCCGAAGGGAAAAGCACAGGAGCCAUGGCUAUAGAGCCAUCCUCUUUACUUCCCGCAGCGACCCGUAUCCUGUUGAGCAGUGGAAAAAGCCCUGCUGUGAAAUUGACGAGUCAGCUUCCCAUGUUUCUAGAUCGCGAGGUUAUGGGAAUGCUCGCAAUCCCCUCCCCACAGAUAUGGGCAUACUACCGGCUCCACAACCCGAAUUGUCCCUCUUGCAAUUCCGUUGUUGAAUGGUUAGGCGGGAAACUGAGCCCCCAAAGCAGAAGCACCCGCUUAGGCCCAAAGAUUUUCAACCUCUGGAGAAGUGGUGGCUCACUAGUCCCCCAUGCGCUCAAUAGCUAUUGUCACAUCAACAAUGUUUACUGUACUUUGGACAUCUGA